AUAUCCGUAUUCAAGGAUAUCGAUCGGUCUGUAAUGAUGAAGUUAUAUUACAGUGUUAGCAUGGAGAACAGGAUUGCAAUAUUGUCCUAUUCCUAUGACUGUUCCUAACCGUGGUGACCACUGUAUCGAUCUAACUACUGGUUGUGUAUUUACCGUCUCGGUCACACGUUAAAUAGAGUCAGUUUAUCAGGACGAGUGUAUCAUACACUGUUGACUGAGGUGGCGUUGACAUGGAUCACCCUGUGCUUCAUAGUGUUGCACUUUUCUCAAACAGCCAGGAAGACAUCACAAUCUGGUGAUCGAAUAUCACACAGCAGAUGAAAAAUGGUCCAGACCGGACAAUUCUACCAAGGUUCGAUGCUGUUGCAGCCGUUGUGUGAUGUCAUCGGACUUCCCAUCGACCAUAUCAAUUUCCUAGCCUCCUUCAUUAUAGCCUUUUCCAGCGGGAUAUUGAUGCGGAAGGCACUCCCUGCAGGCAGGGAGAGAACAACGCAACGCCAUGUUCUUGAGUUAACCUUAGGCCUAGCAUUAGGUUAUUUCUGCUUUGGGUAUCAGCUGCUGCACUUAGUGUUAUACGCCACUCUGCCUUAUCUCCUGGUGCUGUAUGGUCCUAGACGAUCGUAUCACUCGCUUGUCUUUUUCGUCGCCUUUGCGUACAUUGUGAUAAUGCAUUCGUACCGACUAUACUAUGACUAUGGUGGAUUCUCGCUAGACGUCACCGGACCCAUGAUGCUAAUGACACAGAAGGUGACAAGCGUGGCCUUCUCAUUACAUGACGGUAUGGAUGUGCCAGAUGUUACACUGUCAGAGGAUCAACGAAAGAAUUGUAUAAGGAAGAAGCCGUCCAUGCUGAUGUAUUAUAGCUACAUGUUUUCAUUUCACGACAUCAUGUCCGGUCCGCUUGUGUUUUAUGACGACUACCUCAGUUUUAUAGACGGGUCAAGUACUAAAGUCCCACCACCUAACAAGGAGAAAAAUCACAACAACAAAGCGCGUGAACCAUCUCCAAAUGCAGCCAUGGUAGAAACAAGUUUAGUAGCGAUCGUGACUGGAGUCCUGAUGCUUCUUACGCCUAUAUACUUCCCUAUUUCUACUAUGGCAGAUGACACAUUUUUGUACAAAACAAACAUCAUCUACCGAAAUCUUUAUAUGAUAAUAGCCGUUAGUCUACAUCGAUCUAAAUACUACUUUGCAUGGAAAUUAGGUGAACUGUCCAAUCUUGGAGCAGGGCUUGGAUUCAGAGGAUACGAUGAGGAAGGCAAGGAGAAAUGGGAUUUGCUGACUAAUAUCAGUAUAUGGAAGUUAGAGACAUCUACAAGUUUGAAAGUGUUUAUAGAUUCAUGGAAUUUAAAUACUGUUGUGUGGUUACGGCGUGUGAUAUACGAACGAGCCCCGCCCUCCGUCAAAACGAUGGCAGUGUUUGCAUGUAGUAGUGUCUGGCACGGAUUGUAUCCCGGAUAUUACGUCACAUUCGUCUCCACGGCAUUAGCCGUCAUGGCUGCGAGAAAGAUGCGGAGAAAUGUCCGCCAUCAUUUCCAGACAUCUGAGGCCAAAAGGAUUUUUUACGAUUCUGUAACAUUUAUUGCUACAAGACUUGCUGGAGGUUACCUGAUGUCACCAUUCUGUUUAUUAGAGUUCACAGCCAGCAUCAAACUACUCAUAUCUGUGGGCUUUCAUAUACACAUAUUAUCAGCAGGAGCACUUAUAUGUUUCCUUUUCAUCAAUUCAUCUCAGAAGAAAAGUUGAUGAGGACAUUUUGCAAUGUGAUUUAUUCUUUAUAUAUGUGUGAUAGAAAUGUGUGUAUGUUUAAUUAUGAUUUUAUAGAUUUUUUGUAACCUGAUUUUCAUUUUUAUAUAUGUGUGAUAUAAAUGUUUAAUUAUGAUUAUGAAAAGUAUCUGGUGUGUUUAUUUAUAUACUGUAUACGAUGCAAAAUUAAAAUAUAUCAUUAUUAAUAAAAAAAAAAAUCAAUCAGUAAAGUAUUGUUUACUUAUUAACGUAUUGAUUUUGUGUAAAUACCUGUAUAAUCAACAUAGUCCACGGUGUUUUACAUAUUUUUGCGUUGUUGUUUAAACCUAGAUCCAUACUCACUAGCUUGGAUUGAAUCUUUACUUCAGCUUAUACGAGCAACCAAAGGGUAUUUGUUUAUUAGAAAUUUUUACUUAGGACAAUGACACAAAUAUUCAAUUAAAUAGUUAACUAUCUGAAAAUAUAAAACUUA
Molecule: messenger RNA, 2218 nt
Organism: Mizuhopecten yessoensis (Yesso scallop)
Lineage: Eukaryota; Metazoa; Mollusca; Bivalvia; Pectinida; Pectinidae
Product: lysophospholipid acyltransferase 1-like
Exons: 12
Coding region: 325-1746 (473 amino acids)
Biological process (GO): lipid modification
Cellular component (GO): membrane
Molecular function (GO): acyltransferase activity
Source: RefSeq, a predicted model, not a curated record